AUGAAUGGUGAGCCUCUCCGCAUCGGUACGCGCAGCAGUCCUUUAGCCCUUUGGCAGGCCAACUUCGUCGCUGAAGAGUUGAAACGCAGCGGUCAGCCUGUCGAGAUCGUCCAUGUUUCGACCACCGGCGAUGUCACAUCCGGGCCUUUGGGAGAAAUUGGUGGCCAAGGUCUCUUCACCAAAGAGAUUCAAGCGGCGCUGUUCGACAAUCGCGUCGAUGUAGCCGUUCACAGCUUGAAGGACCUUCCGACCGAACCAACCCCCGGUCUGGCACUCGCAGCGAUUCCUUCUCGCGAAGCAUGUGGCGACGUGCUGGUUUCCAAAGCAGGCUACCAUGUCGACACGCUCCCCCAAGGAGCGAUCAUCGGCACCGGCAGCGUUCGUCGUCGCGCUCAACUGCUUCAUGCUCGGCCCGAUCUCGAGAUUCGCGACAUCCGUGGCAACGUCGAGACACGUUUGAGGAAGAUGGACGAUGGCGAAUACGAAGCGAUUGUCCUCGCCGAAGCUGGUCUUCGCCGUUUGGAAUUAGCCGAACGAAUCGUUCAUGUGAUCGACAAGCGUGUCAUGCUUCCUGCUGUCGGCCAAGGAGCGCUCGGUAUCGAAGUUCGCGAGAACGACCAUCGUGCCAAAGCGGCCGUUGGAGUUCUUCAUCAUCCCGAUAGCUAUCACUGCGUCCAAGCUGAACGCGUGCUGCUAGCAGAACUUCGCGGUGGUUGCUUGGCCCCUGUCGGUGCUUGGGCUCGCUUGGAGCUGGAACGAGACCUACUGCAUUUGGACGGCAUCGUGAUUAGCGGCGAUGGUGUUCAGAAGAUCUCGGCGUACGCGUGUGGUCCUCCAUCGAAGGCCGCCGAAAUUGGUCGUCAGGUCGCAUCACAGCUUCUCAUUCAAGGUGCACAGCGAAUCAUUAGCUACGCACGAUCGACCGGCGGACGCGGCUAA
This is a messenger RNA of Symbiodinium sp. CCMP2456, 939 nucleotides long. The record is from the annotation of a GenBank genome assembly. NCBI's taxonomy places the organism in Eukaryota, Dinophyceae, Suessiales, Symbiodiniaceae.